ACACAAAACAAACCAAUGGGUGUGGUAACAGAGUCACAGUUCCAUGUUUUGGCGGUUGAUGAUAGUUUCUUUGAUCGGAAAAUGAUAGAGAGAUUGCUGCAAAAGUCUUCCUGUCAAGUAACUACAGUUGAUUCAGGCUCUAAAGCUCUCGAGUUUCUUGGUUUGAGAGAAAGCAAUCAGAGUGACGACCCAAAUGCUACCUCUACAUCACCUGAAGUUGAAAUAAAUCUUAUAAUUACAGAUUACUGUAUGCCUGGCAUGACUGGUUAUGAUUUGCUGAAGAGAGUUAAGGAAUCAGCUGCAUUUAGAAGCAUUCCCGUUGUAAUAAUGUCAUCUGAGAACAUUCCUGCUAGAAUCUCCAGAUGUCUGGAAGAAGGAGCUGAGGAGUUUUUCUUGAAACCAGUAAAGUUAGCUGAUCUCACCAAGUUGAAACUUCAUAUGAUGAAAACCAAGUUGAAGAAAGAAAGUGAAAAACCAGCAGAAGAAGUGAAACCGGAGAUAGAAGAAGAAGAAGAAUCGCCAGUGAUUGAAAUCUUGACUCUCCAUCAAGAACUUGAAUCCGAACAACAAGAACCAAUGUUGAUUAAUAAUAAGAGAAAAGCAAUGGAAGAAGUGAUAUCUACUGGUCGAUCACGUCCUAAAUACAAUGAUAUCACAACAUCAGUCUGACUGGUGUGAUCUGAUAAGUUUUUUCUCAAAACUUUGCCCAAAUGGCUCAAGAGAGAUCUGAUGUGGACAGUGGGUUGGAUCCAAAAAAAAUGGUCCAAAAUAGAUGUGUUAUUAAUAUUACUUGAUUACCUUUAAUGAAACAUGCAAUGUUAGUGAAGAAAUGGCCGACUAAGGUAAAAAGUACAAUAGAAUCCUGAUUUAAUAGUAUAGAUUUAUUGAUCGAACACUGACGUGUCACCUAACACUCUUCUAGCUGGCCAGAAAGAGACGGGGUGAAAGGUAUGGCGAUGUAUUAUUGGUCUGAAGAUCCCCGCAUGUGUCACGUGUGGAAUAUACAUUCAUAUUUCUCUCCUCCCUUCACUCUUCAUCCAAACAGAUCGAACUCGCGAAACUAAAGGUAGAAAUGGCUAUGCCUUUGGAAAUGGCAAUGUAUCUGACGAAGACCGUGUGGUUUGCUCUGAGCGGUUGGAUUUUCACGUGUUUGUGUAUCGCUGACGAAAUUGCUGGUUCUCUUAGAAACCGAGAAUCGUCCCUCUCCAUGUCGGAUGAUUGACUCAAGAUUCAAGAUUCUUCAUGCUUUCCAUGAACUAUCACCAUUUCCUCCUCAGAGAUUUGGUUUUUUUUUUUAAUGGCGAUGAGUCUAUAAACCCUAUAAUUGAAGGGUUUGUGUUUAUAAAGGAGGGAGAUAUAUAAGGUCAUUGUUUGCUCCAUGUAAAGUGGUGUUUGAUAUAUAUAUAUAUAUAUAAUACUUCUCAA
This is a messenger RNA of Brassica napus (rape), 1425 nucleotides long. Its product is annotated as two-component response regulator ARR8-like. The transcript is spliced from 5 exons. The record is from RefSeq and is a predicted model, not a curated record. NCBI's taxonomy places the organism in Eukaryota, Viridiplantae, Streptophyta, Magnoliopsida, Brassicales, Brassicaceae. Gene Ontology annotation, biological process: cytokinin-activated signaling pathway; phosphorelay signal transduction system. The coding region runs from base 16 to 669 and encodes 217 amino acids.